AUGGAGGCUGAGGACUACUUUUCCGCAUAUGAUGCUUUGCAUGUGGGCAGUUCACCAGUUCGACGUUUGGAAGUACGUUUGCGAAAUGUCUCAAGCAUUAGCAAAGUUGUUUGGUCGUCAUUUGAUUUCAUGUGCGGACCAGAACUCAAGUUUGUUUGGGAGAUUUCACCGUCUUCAUCUGUAUCUCCGGUAAAUUUGAGUGGAGAAGAAGGCUCUGUUAACGAUGCGGAAAGUUUGGAUUCUUCCGUUUCAACGCAAUCUGUCCAGUUUGAGGAUAUCGACGACCCUUUGCAGACUGCAUUGGAAAGCGCCUCGGGAUUAUACGAAAGCAUGAUCAUGGACGACUCUUUGUAUCAUCAGUACCAUCUCUCGAGUCGUCUCGGUGGAUAUACAUUUCAAGAGUUGCGUUAUCUGGACGAGUUCAUGGUCGACAGCAGUUACAGCGGCACUGACACAAAUUCGACAAUGACAGAUUCAAGGCUGCAGGAACGUCCUGCCGCUGUACGAUCUACUUCAUCUGCUACCACAUUAACCAAGGGGAGUAGUUCUGAACAGCUGUUAGAAGCGAAUGAAGAGGCGGAUGAUUCAGCUGGACCGAUUGAUCCAAUGGUUGGCACUCCUAUGGAGUUGCUGAACAUCUCCAACUUGCUGUCUUCAGAUCAAACUGGGCUCCGUCAAAGUCAGGAUACAACGGAAACAGCUACAUUGCCAGAAAGGAACGCGUCUGGUAGUUCUACCACUGGCGGAAAAACCAGCACAUCAUCAUUUACAAAACUUUCCGAUGAAGAUGCGAACAAUCCUGACAGAUCUGUGGAAGGGAGUGGUGAUGUAGAUGAAGAAAAGACCACCAGUGCGCUGGUCACUUCGUGUGUCGACUCUGGGAUUGGAGGCACAAUAUCUACGCAUAGCGAGUUAAGUGCAUUGUGCUUGUCCCCUUUAGCUGAAUCUUCUCCCAAAGAUUUAGCGAAAUCUUCCCAGAGCAGUUACGGAGGGAAGAGGAAUCGUUUAUCCCACGAAUCAGCUCCAGACUCAUUGGACGGGGACGUGGUGUCUUUUCUUGAUCUUCCGUUAGAUGUAGCUGGCGAUCAAAUUAGUGACGAAUUUUUCGUCGCGAAAUUUGUCCUCGCUGAGCAAGUGUUCAGUGUUCAACUACCAUCCAACCCUCUAAUGCAUAAGAUGAAGGUGGUCCCGUCGAGAAGUCUGCUUGUUGGUUCUUUUAUUUUCUCUACUCAAGGAUCGGGUGGAAAUAAAACAAUACAUGCGAUUUCAUUCUUGAUGAAUAUUCGAAAGCAGGAAUGGUACAUGGAGAGGCAGCAGUUUCUUGAAUCUGUUGUGCUUGACGUUGUUCCGCGAUUGAAAGCGUCGAUGGUGGCUGAAGACUGGGAUGAUGUAGUGAUAAGGACUAACGUUGAAUUGACACGCUUGAUGCAUUUACUUACAGUUUUGGACCGCUACCCGCUAGUGUCCGAGUCCCGCCCGCUUUUGAUUAAAAAUACACUGUUGACUGGAAAACGUUGCUAUAACGACAAAGUGCUAUGCAAGGCCAUAUCUGGUGUCUUACAGAGUCAGGGACAAUGCGUCAUAAUAGGAUCAGACAAUCAUUACGUAUCUCGAUUGUUGCACACCCUCGCUGCGUUCCUUCCUGAGCAGUUACGAUGGUGUUGCCCACGUAUGUAUCGCCAUAAAUUCAAUCCGUAUCUCAGGUUACAGGUUGUGCGUCGGUACGAGUUGCCGUAUCUCAUGCAGUGUGGUGCACUGGCAACAUGGCCGUUGUGCGUGGUGGAUGUGGAUCGCGCUACUGUCUGCAUGUCUGCUCCUUACAGUCGACAUCGCGUUCUUAAGCGGAGGGCAGAUGCACAGCGAGUUGACAUCGUUUUGCAGGGCUCCAUUAAAACCAAAGCUGUUACGCUUGAAAUGAGUUCUUGUCGCAUACUGGAUUGUGUGAAAACGUUUCUCAGACGUGUCGAUCUCCUUCCUGUCGAGGAAUCUGCCAGAAUGGGACUCGUCAAUCAAUUACUUUUAUACGUUGAAAAUAUGGCGCGUGCACUGAUCCUGUAUGUGCAACAUGCAAGCGAGCCUUUGCCCACGGAGAAGUCCAUUCCAGCGACCAAAAGUUCUCGAUUCUCUUUGAGUGAAUGUAGAAAGGCGCUAGACCUUCAGUCUGACGGCUGGUUCCACGCAGUUUUAGCUAGGGCCGAACUCAUAGUUCCGGAUAUAGCUGAGUUCAUUUACAAUUCAGAUUAA
Molecule: messenger RNA, 2244 nt
Organism: Necator americanus (New World hookworm)
Lineage: Eukaryota; Metazoa; Nematoda; Chromadorea; Rhabditida; Ancylostomatidae
Exons: 18
Coding region: 1-2244 (747 amino acids)
Biological process (GO): autophagy; endocytosis
Cellular component (GO): autophagosome; endosome
Molecular function (GO): guanyl-nucleotide exchange factor activity
Source: RefSeq, a predicted model, not a curated record